Messenger RNA from Telopea speciosissima, 1096 nucleotides. Its product is annotated as cation/H(+) antiporter 18-like. The coding region runs from base 371 to 1096 and encodes 241 amino acids. Gene Ontology annotation, biological process: regulation of pH. The transcript has a single exon. Gene Ontology annotation, cellular component: endomembrane system. Lineage: Eukaryota; Viridiplantae; Streptophyta; Magnoliopsida; Proteales; Proteaceae. The record is from RefSeq and is a predicted model, not a curated record.
AGAAGGGUCAACAUGGAUGAUUAUAAACACAGAACAAUAGAGAGGAAGAACCCAAGUACUCAGUUCCGGAUUUUGGCUUGUUUUCAUAGCAGUAUUAACAUACCAACUUUGAUAAAUCUCAUUGAAGUCUCCCGUGGAACUGAUCAGCAGCAAGGUCUAUGCGUCUAUUCUAUGCACCUCAUGGAGCUCUCAGAGGGACCCUCUGCAAUUCUCAUGGUGAACAAGGCAAGGAAGAAUGGGAUGCCCUUCUGGAACAAGGGACGAUGACAGAUGCACUCGGAUAGCGUUGUGGUCGCCUUUGAGGCAUUUCAACAACUAAGUCGUGUCUCUGUGAGACCCAUGACAGCUAUCUCUGCAAUGGCUACUAUCCAUGAAGACAAAUUGCUGCACUAGUGCUGAAAACAAGAGGGUGGCUAUGAUAGUACUCCCUUUCCACAAGCACGAAAGAGUGGAUGGUUCAAUGGAAACGACAAGAAAUGAUUUCAGGUGGGCCAAUCAAAGAGUUCUUGAACACGUGAGAUGCUCGGUCGGGAUACUCGUCGAUCGUGGCUUUGGUGGAACUACCCAUGUCUCUGCUAGCGAAGUUUCUUCAUCUAUUAUUGUCUUGUUCUUCAGAGAGUGUGAUGACCGUGAGGCACUUGCAAAUGGAGCACGCAUGGCUGAACAUCCUGGUAUCAGUCUCACAGUGCUUCGCUUCUUGAUGGAACCUAAGCCAGCUGAAGAAAUCGCUGGAAUCGAUUCGAUUGAGAAGUUGGACACUGGGAAUUGCUCAAAAGAUGAUGAGUACUUGGCUGAAUUCCAACAAAAGAUCAAUACUGAAAGCUCAAUGAAGUAUGAAGUGAGAAUGGUUAGAAAUGCAGCACAAACCAUUGCCACGAUUAGGGAGUUCAGUCGUUCUGAUCUGUUUGUGGUGGGGCGAAAGCCCGAGGGAGAGGUUGCAGAAACUUUGGAUGUUAAGAGUGACUUUCCUGAAUUAGGAGCAGUAGGAAAUCUAUUGGGAUCAUCCGAUUUCUCAACUACAGCAUCAAUGGGCGGUACUGUGCCGCACGAUGCCCACAGCACCGCCCCCAAUACUGGGGGCGAAAAUUUUCAGUGA